Molecule: messenger RNA, 2842 nt
Organism: Elaeis guineensis (African oil palm)
Lineage: Eukaryota; Viridiplantae; Streptophyta; Magnoliopsida; Arecales; Arecaceae
Product: cyclic nucleotide-gated ion channel 1
Biological process (GO): transmembrane transport; monoatomic ion transport
Cellular component (GO): membrane
Molecular function (GO): monoatomic ion channel activity
Source: RefSeq, a predicted model, not a curated record
GCCCUCCCGUGACUGACCUUGACGGCGUUGGACAGCAGCGUUGUGGCAGUGGGGCCUGUCGCGGGCCCAGUCUCCAGCUGUCGGUCCGAGCGGACCAAGCCUCCCGUCGCUCCGACGACCCAAGAAGUCUCGGCGAAGCUUCCUCCUUCAAAGUCUAAACACUGGCGACAUGUCUCAGUUUAAAAAAUAAUCGGAGAUCGACACGUCGACCGGAGAAGAGAAGGGAAGAAGUGGUAAACCCCACCGUUUCGGCGAGCGAUUGCGAGACUUCUUCCUCUCGGUCCCUCCUCCGAUCGGCGAGAGAUAACGGUCAGAGAGCAUCCACAAUAUGGAACGUUGUCAUAUUUGAACGCCUAAAGUCUGGGUUUCUUAUAUGGGCAUAUAUUGCAAUAGAAAACUGAAGUAAUGAAUCAUCAGGAAGAGAAAUUUAUGAGGCUGCAGGACUGGAAUUCAGAGCGGUCCCUGAGUUCAGAGAGGACAUUUUCAGGGAAAAAUCGGAUAACAUGUGGUUCGGUAAUAAAGAUAAUUCAAAGAGGAUUUGAAUGGAUCAGAAACAUUUUUGGCUAUCAGUCUUUAAGUAAUCCAUCUACAGAGCAAAUAAAGUCUAGAAAGAAAAUUCUUGAUCCUCAAGGAUCAUUUCUUCAAAAAUGGAACAAAGUAUUUGUCAUAUCCUGUAUAAUUGCAGUGUCUGUCGACCCCUUGUUCUUUUACAUCCCAGUAAUCAAUGAUGAGGGCAACUGCCUUGAAUUGGAUAGAAAGUUGGAAAUCACAGCAAGCGUCUUGCGUUUCUUCACGGAUAUUUUCUAUAUACUUCAUAUCAUUUUUCAAUUUCGAACUGGUUUUAUUGCUCCUCCAUCUAGAGUCUUUGGAAGGGGUGUUUUGGUGGAAGAUCCGUCGGCAAUAGCCAAGCGAUAUAUAUCAUCAUACUUCCUAAUUGACAUUCUUGCUGUGCUUCCCCUUCCUCAGGUGGUUGUAUUGAUCAUCAUACCCAGAUUGAAAGGGUCAGCACUUCUCAAUGCAAAAAAUGUUUUGAUGUUUAUCAUUAUAUGCCAGUAUGUGCCAAGACUUGGUAGGAUCAUGCUAUUAUAUCUUGAUGUUACAAGAUCUGCUGGCAUAAUUACUGAAACAGCAUGGGCUGGGGCUGCUUUAAACCUUUUACUUUAUAUGCUUGCAAGUCAUGUACUUGGAGCAAUGUGGUAUUUACUUGCUAUUGACCGACAAGAUGCAUGCUGGAGAGAUGCCUGUAGCAAGAAUAAUUGCACUAUGGCCUCUCUAUUCUGUGGUGAAAAUGGAAUUGGAAACAAUAAUUUCUUGUUGUCUGCUUGCCCUGUAAUUCAAGACAAUGCAACUAUUUUUAACUUUGGAAUAUAUCUACAAGCUCUUCAAAAUGUUGCCCAGUCAAGGAACUUCUUGGAGAAGUUGUUUUAUUGCUUUUGGUGGGGACUCCAAAACCUGAGUGCUCUUGGCCAGAAUCUGGAAACAAGUACUUAUACCUGGGAGAUCCUGUUUGCAGUUUUCGUUUCCAUCUCUGGUUUAGUUUUGUUUGCACUUCUCAUUGGGAAUAUGCAGACUUAUCUGCAGUCCACCACUGUGAGGAUAGAAGAGAUGAGAGUGAAAAGGCGAGAUGCAGAGCAGUGGAUGUCUCACCGCUUGCUUCCAGAGAGCCUUAGGGAGCGAAUUCGUCGUCACGAGCAGUACAGGUGGCAAGAAACAAGAGGUGUCAAUGAAGAGAAUAUUCUGCGGAACCUUCCUAAAGACCUUCGAAGGGAUAUAAAGCGUCAUCUCUGUUUGAAACUUCUCAUGAGGGUUCCAUUGUUUGAAAAGAUGGAUGAUCAACUCAUGGAUGCCAUGUGUGACCGUUUGAAACCAGUUUUAUACACAGAAGGCAGCUGUAUUGUUCGUGAAGGGGAUCCAGUGAACGAGAUGCUAUUUAUCAUGCGAGGAAAGCUAGAGAGUAUGACCACGAAUGGUGGAAGAACUGGUUUCUUUAAUUCAGAUGUUCUCACGGCUGGGGACUUCUGUGGAGAAGAGCUUCUCACAUGGGCACUGGACCCUCACUCAGCCUCUAGCCUCCCCAGUUCAACGAGGACGGUGAAGGCAUUGUCUGAGGUGGAAGCUUUUGCUUUAAUGGCCGAAGACUUGAAGUUCGUUGCUUCGCAAUUCCGGAGGCUCCACAGCAAGCAGCUCCAGCAUACAUUCAGGUUGUAUUCGCAUCAGUGGAGGACAUGGGCUGCUUGUUUCAUACAAGCAGCAUGGCGCAGGUACUCAAGAAAGAAACUUGAGGAUGCUCUACACGAAGAGGAGGAAAGGUUGCAGGCUGCAAUGGCAGGCAGUGGUGCUAGUUCACCAAGCCUUGGUGCUACAUUGUAUGCUUCAAGAUUUGCAGCGAAUGUCCUGCGGACUUUGCGCCGAAAUGGAACGCGCAAGGCCCGCUUGCAGGAAAGACUUCCUGUGAUAUUAUUGCAGAAACCAGCAGAGCCCGAUUUUUCUGGUGAAGAGCAUUAGUGCAUAGUUUUUUUGCCAUGCAACCACAUUUUCACUAUAAUGCAUUAUCUCAAAAUGAAUGAUCCUAUCCAAGCGCUUGAUUUGUAUGGUUCCAUAGUGUGAAAGGAUAUGACUAGUCGUAUAUAACAAGGACUAAGCUUUGGGCUUGCAGCAUUAAAUUUUCAAUGUCAUGACCCAUGACGCUGUUGUUUAACUGGACAUUAUCGUCUUGGCAUAUGUUUUUUGUGUUCAAAGGUUGUUGGUAUACAAAUUGUGCGCCAAAAUCCCAUGACGGGGAGAUAUGGCUCAAUAUUAUUCGCAAAAUAUUAAGAAAAUGGACAAGAAUUUCAUUGAUGGA